This is a messenger RNA of Trypanosoma theileri, 2775 nucleotides long. RefSeq lists its product as uncharacterized. The transcript has a single exon. Bases 1 to 2775 code for a protein of 924 amino acids. The record is from RefSeq and is a predicted model, not a curated record. Lineage: Eukaryota; Euglenozoa; Kinetoplastea; Trypanosomatida; Trypanosomatidae.
AUGUCCUACAAUGAGCGUCUUAAUAAUUUAUUCGCCGCUUACGCUCCGGAGAAACUUCCACUCAUCCCUAAACUAUUGCAGAAGUAUGAAGGAAGGGAAGAGGAGGUGUUGCGGAGUCUCAUCAAGAGGUUUGGUCCAGAGCCCAGUAUGAUAUUAGAAGAUACACCAGAUGACAGCAACCAUAGUAAUGGUAAUAAUAAUGACAAGAAGAGUUACUAUCGUGAACGACUCAUUCGAUUUUACACGAAGUAUGCCCCCAAAAAACUCUCACGGGUGGAUAAAACACUUGAACGAUUUUCAGAACGUGAAGAAGAAUUAUUUUUUGCUCUAGUGAAGAUGUAUGGUCCUGAACCACAAGAACAACCAUAUAAUAAUUCCUCUUCUGCUAUUGGGGUAAAGCAACCAGAUAAUUUUUCCGAUACCCAAAGUAACGUAAGUACUAGUACCGUUAGUAGUAUAUGGGUUCCAUACAAUGUUCAUGAUAUGAAAUGGCGUCUCUCUCGUCUUUUAAUGGAGUACGCCCCGGAAAAGUUAACCAUUGUUGAUCAACUGAUGGAAAAGUACGCAGGCCAUGAAGAGGAAAUGCUCACUAGCUUUGUAGACCGUUAUGGUCCAGAACCCCCAUCGCCCAUUACACAAACUCCACAGAUUCGUCUUCUUCGCUUUAUGGAACUCUACGUACCGCACAAAACUGCUCUUGUGGACUCUUUACUUGCCAAAUAUGAAGGACGUGAAGAAAUUCUCUUUGGUACACUUGUGAGUAAACUCGGACCAGAGCCACCAGCCCCAUUUACAGGCGAUGGACCUCCACUUCCCACCUAUCGUCAGCGAUUAAUUCUCUUUUAUAAAGUGUACGCACGGGAGAAGUUGGCGAAUGUAGAUGUGGUCUUGCAGCGAUAUAAGGGACGAGAAAAGGAAAUGUUUCGCCUGCUGGUGGAGAAGUACGGGCCGGAGCCGGAUCCCAACAUGGACCCCGACGCCCCACUCCCACCAGAGAAGAAUUAUCACGCACGACUCUCACGACUCUUCACAGCAUACGCCCCACAUCGAAUGGAAAGUGUGCCGUUGUUGUUAAAACGAUAUAAAGGUCGUGAAGAGGAAAUUAUAGCGGCAUUGGUGAAGAAACUUGGGCCGGAACCUCCAAUAGAUGAAGACUCAACUCAAUUAAUAUCGCAGAAGAAUGAAGAUGAUGGUGAAGAAGAAGAGGGGAAAAUGAGUGGUAAGGAAGAGUCUAAAACAGAGCAAAAGGUAGAAAAAUGGAAUGAUUGGUUACGUCACUUGUUGGUUCCCUCUUCAAUGUACCGCCGAUAUGCCGUUAAUUGUUUGGGUGAGGAACGGGUAUCUCUAUUAGAGUCUCAUUUCGGUAUACCUCGACGGAUGCAAAUAAAAAAUAAUAAUGGUGAGAAUAAUAAUAAUAAUAAUAAUAAUAAUAAUAAUAAUAAUAAUAAUAAUAAUAAUAAUAAUGAGCGUUGGGUGCUAGAGCACUAUAGUGACAAUAACAAUAACAACGAUAAUGGAGACUCAGAAAAUGUAGAAUCUGAAAGAAAGGAUUCCAACACAUCACAAAUGUUGGAAGUAUAUGAAAAACCAGAUAUAGCUGAAAAUAUGAGUGCAAAUUUUGCUUGUCUUAUUUUAAUGUUAGAGACUGUAGAUUUUCCUUUACCAAAAACUUACAAAGAGGGAGAAAUAUUUCGUCGAUAUCCAUUCUGUACUGUUCUUAGUGAACGUGAUGAAUAUACUUUACAAACAUGUGUAGCACUUGUGGAUUUACAAAAACAAUGUGAAGAAUAUACUCGUCGUCUCUGGCGUGAAGAGGAAGUAACACGUCAACGUUUACUACUACAUCUCGAAACUUGGAAAAGACAACAUUCUUCUACUCUAGAUGAGAAAAAUUCUUAUAUGCAGCGUGUACUUGUUAAGGCUAUUGAACUACUACCAGAAUUUGAAGAAAAAGAGAGACAAGAAAUAGAUACAGUAGAGAAGAUUGAAUUUAAGGCAAAAAGUAUGUGGUUUUUCAAAGGAUUAGAAACCCCUCAAGAAGAAAAUUUAAGUCCUUUUAGUGAAAAGUAUGAUGAGAAACUUAAUCGAUGGAAAUCUCUUGUUUCUGGUAAUAAUUUGUCAGUUACACCUCUCUUAAAACGACGUAUAAUAAAUGGAAAUAGUAAUAGUAAACGUAGAGGCAGUUCCAGAGAUUUUCAUUUCAGAAGAAGUCUACAUCGUAUAGAAGAACCUAUAAAGACCUUUUCACCAGAAAAAGAAGAAGAAUUUACAAAGAAAAACUUUCAUACCUUAUCAAAUGAUAAAAAUCACAUAUUGACAACUGCUUCAACUUCUAUUCCUGUUAAUAAAACCAUGAUUCCAACACGGAAGGAUAUGAAACUAACCCCUUAUCCAAAUCAAGACUCUUGUAGAAGUAUAGAUCUCUCUAAUUUCUCCCCAAUACCAAAAAAACCUUAUACAAUGGGAGAAUCCACAGAACGUGUACUUCGUUUUAGUGAAAUAUCAAGGGAUAAGUCCACAAGUCCUACAGUCUUAAGUGUAAAAGUAAAUCCUAACGGACGUGAUAAGUGGGGACCAGCAAGAGAUGGUCGUCUUUCUGAACUUGCACCGCUUCCCUCAUGUGAAAAUUUUCAAGAGGCGGUUUUGCUAGGUGAAGACAUACCUAUAUCUCCUUUACAGGAAAAACAAAAUCAACGAGAAACUGAAAUGAACCAUCACUAUCGUUAUACUCCAUUCUUUUUUGAAGGUGAACGUACUGCUUCUUCUACUCUAUAA